This is a messenger RNA of Aspergillus terreus NIH2624, 567 nucleotides long. RefSeq names its product U2 snRNP complex subunit MSL1. The record is from RefSeq and is a predicted model, not a curated record. Gene Ontology annotation, molecular function: RNA binding. The transcript has 3 exons. The coding region runs from base 1 to 567 and encodes 188 amino acids. NCBI's taxonomy places the organism in Eukaryota, Fungi, Ascomycota, Eurotiomycetes, Eurotiales, Aspergillaceae.
AUGUCUACAAAAAACCUCCCUUCACGCGGUGGUGCCCAGGGCAAGCCUGCUACCGUCCCCAACCAAACGCUCUAUUGCACGAAUCUUCCGGAUAAGCUCCGCAAAUAUGACCUCCGGCUGUCACUCUACACGCUCUUUUCCACCUACGGGACCGUCCUAGACGUCGUGGCCAUGAAGACCGAAAAAAUGCGCGGUCAAGCCCACAUUGUGUUCAAGGAUGUGCAGGCGAGUACGCAGGCUAUGCGUGCGCUUCAGGGAUUCGAGUUUUUUGGUAAACAGAUGAAAAUCGUUUACGCUAAGGGUACCUCGGACGUGAUUGCUCGACUCCGUGGGACCUACAACGUAGCUCCCACUGUGCCGACCGCCGCUCCCUCAACGGACCUUCAGAAAUCGAUUUUCAGCGGUCCCCCUGGUUCAAUGGCUUUGCCCCCCAAACCUGAGACCAACGGGGAGUCCCAGGCCACCCACGGCGUCAAACGCCCUCGUGAAGAGGAGAGCGACGAAGGCGAGGCGCCAAUGGAUGAGGAUAGUGACGUGCCGAUGGAAGCUUCGUCCGAUGAGGAUUAA